Molecule: messenger RNA, 5684 nt
Organism: Linum trigynum
Lineage: Eukaryota; Viridiplantae; Streptophyta; Magnoliopsida; Malpighiales; Linaceae
Source: the annotation of a GenBank genome assembly
ACACCGCCGGUUCACACUACCACAUAGUCGGUCCGUUAAACCCUAAAACCUUCGAAUCCAUCUCUCAGCUUCACUGACACGACACAUUUCCCUCCUAAUUCUCCCUCGCUGCUUUCUCCAUUGAAGUCUCCCGACCCUUGAGGGCAAGCUUACCGCUGUUGCAGCUAUGUAUCUCUACAGCCUCACUCUUCAGCGAGCCACCGGCGUGGUGGCCGCCAUUAACGGCAGCUUUUCCGGCGGCAAGUCCCAGGAGAUCGUCGUUGCGCGGGGCAAGCUUCUCGACCUCCUACGCCCCGACGACACCGGUAAGCUCCAGACCAUUCUCUCCGUCGAAAUAUUCGGUGCUAUUUGCUCCUUAGCUCAGUUCAGGCUUACUGGAUCUCAGAAGGAUUACAUCGUCGUGGGUUCCGAUUCCGGGAGGAUUGUGAUUUUGGAGUACAACAAGGAGAAGAAUGUGUUUGAUAAAGUUCACCAGGAGACGUUUGGGAAGUCCGGGUGCAGGAGGAUAGUUCCUGGUCAGUACUUGGCGGUUGACCCCAAGGGGAGGGCAGUGAUGAUUGGAGCUUGCGAGAAGCAGAAGUUGGUCUAUGUGUUGAAUAGGGAUACAGCAGCUAGGUUAACGAUAUCCUCGCCUUUGGAAGCACAUAAGUCGCACACCAUCGUGUAUCACAUUUGUGGGAUUGAUUGUGGGUUUGAUAAUCCAAUCUUUGCUGCUAUUGAGUUGGAUUAUUCGGAGGCUGACCAGGAUGCAACAGGGCAGGCUGCAAAUGAGGCACAGAAGAAUUUGACUUUUUAUGAACUUGAUUUGGGGCUUAACCAUGUUUCUCGGAAGUGGUCUGAGCCUGUCGAUAACGGUGCUAAUAUGCUUGUUACGGUUCCUGGUGGCGGAGAUGGACCAAGUGGAGUGUUGAUUUGUGCUGAAAAUUUUGUUAUCUACAAGAAUCAAGGACAUCCCGAUGUAAGGGCAGUGAUUCCUAGGCGUGCUGAUUUGCCUGCUGAGCGUGGUGUGUUGAUAGUCUCUGCAGCAACGCAUAAACAGAAGUCCAUGUUCUUUUUCUUGUUGCAGACUGAAUAUGGGGACAUUUUCAAAGUCACCCUGGAGCAUGAGAAUGACAAGGUUUCAGAGAUCAAGAUAAAGUAUUUUGAUACGAUUCCAGUGACAGCUUCAAUGUGUGUGUUGAAAUCAGGCUUUCUAUUUGCUGCAUCAGAGUUUGGAAAUCAUGCUUUGUAUCAAUUUCAGGCUAUUGGUGAGGACCCAGAUGUGGAGGCCUCUUCAGCUACUUUGAUGGAAACCGAGGAGGGCUUCCAGCCUGUGUUUUUUCAGCCAAGGGGGUUAAAGAAUCUUGUUAGAAUUGACCAGGUUGAGAGUUUGAUGCCUAUUAUGGACAUGAAAAUUUUUAAUCUUUUUGAUGAAGAAACACCUCAGAUAUUUACCCUUUGUGGCCGAGGGCCUCGAUCAUCCUUGAGAAUUUUGAGGCCUGGCUUGGCUGUAAGUGAGAUGGCUGUGUCUCAGCUUCCUGGUGUGCCAAGCGCAGUUUGGACUGUGAAAAAGAAUGCCAGUGAUGAAUUUGAUGCAUACAUUGUUGUAUCUUUUACUAAUGCAACUCUGGUUCUCUCUAUCGGAGAGACAGUUGAGGAAGUUAGUGAUAGUGGGUUUCUUGAUACUACUCCUUCUCUUGCUGUUUCUCUGAUCGGUGACGAUUCAUUAAUGCAAGUUCACCCAAAUGGUAUUAGGCAUAUAAGGGAAGACGGACGUAUUAACGAGUGGAGAACUCCUGGAAAAAGGACAAUUGUGAAAGUUGGCUCCAACAGACUACAAGUGGUUAUUGCUUUAAGUGGAGGGGAACUUAUAUAUUUUGAGGUGGACAUGACUGGUCAACUAAUGGAGGUGGAAAAGCAUGAGAUGUCUGGAGAUGUAGCUUGUUUGGACAUUGCCCCAGUUCCUGAAGGAAGGCAGAGGUCAAGGUUCCUUGCAGUUGGUACAUAUGACAACAUUAUCCGUAUCUUGUCUUUGGAUCCCGAUGACUGCAUGCAGAUUCUGAGUGUGCAAAGUGUUUCAUCAAUUCCAGAAUCUCUUCUAUUCCUUGAGGUGCAGGCCUCAAUGGGUGGUGAAGAUGGAGCUGAUCAUCCAGCUAGUCUCUUCCUCAAUGCUGGGUUGCAGUCUGGGGUUCUGUUUAGGACAGUGGUGGAUAUGGUGACUGGCCAGCUUUCUGAUUCUCGUUCCCGAUUCUUAGGAUUGAGGGCUCCAAAGCUCUUUUCAAUAGCUGUGAGAGGUCGCCGUGCAAUGCUAUGCUUAUCAAGUCGACCCUGGCUUGGUUAUAUUCACCAAGGGCAUUUCCUGUUAACCCCACUUUCAUACGAGACUCUUGAAUAUGCCGCUUCAUUCUCAUCCGAUCAAUGUGCAGAAGGUGUUGUUGCUGUUGCUGGUGAUGCACUCCGGAUUUUCACUAUCGAGAGGUUGGGUGAAACGUUUAAUGAAACUGCAAUUCCUCUCAGGUACACUCCGAGGAAGUUUGUAAUUCAACCCAAGCGAAAGCUUCUGGUUAUUGUUGAGAGUGAUCAGGGAGCAUAUACAGCAGAGGAACGCGAAGCUGCUAAAAAAGAGUGUUUUGAGGCUGCUGGUAUGGGCGAAAAUGGAACAUCCAAUGAGCAGAUGGAGAAUGGUGAUGAUGAAGACAAAGAGGAUCCCCUCUCAGAUGAGCAAUAUGGCUACCCCAAGGCUGAGUCUGACAAGUGGGUAUCUUGCAUCAGAGUUCUGGACCCUAGGUCAGCAACCACGACCUGUCUGCUUGAACUUCAGGACAGUGAAGCUGCAUUCAGUGUAUGCACGGUUAAUUUCCAUGAUAAGGAACAUGGUGCUCUUUUGGCUGUUGGUACAGCUAAGGGGUUGCAGUUCUGGCCAAAGAAAACGUUGGCUGCUGGAUUCAUUCACAUUUAUAAAUUUGUGGAUGAAGGGAGAAGGCUAGAGCUUUUGCACAAGACACAAGUGGAAGGUGUCCCAGUGGCUUUGUGCCAGUUCCAAGGUAGAUUACUGGCUGGAAUAGGCUCUACACUCAGACUAUAUGACUUGGGGAAGAAGAGGUUGCUCAAGAAAUGUGAGAACAAGCUUUUCCCAAACACGAUUAUUUCUAUUCAGGCCUACCGUGACCGCAUUUACGUGGGCGACAUCCAGGAGUCUUUCCACUUCUGCAAGUAUAGGCGGGAUGAGAAUCAGCUCUACAUAUUUGCUGAUGAUAGCGUUCCAAGGUGGCUGACAGCAUCACAGCAUGUAGAUUUUGAUACCAUGGCAGGUGCAGACAAGUUUGGGAACAUCUAUUUUGCAAGAUUGCCACAGGAUGUGUCUGAUGAGAUUGAGGAAGAUCCGACGGGCGGGAAGAUAAAAUGGGAGCAAGGAAAGCUUAAUGGAGCUCCUAACAAGGUUGAAGAAAUAGUACAGUUUCAUGUCGGUGACGUGGUUAGUAGUGUCCAGAAGGCAUCUUUGAUUCCUGGUGGUGGAGAGUGCAUCAUAUAUGGCACAAUGAUGGGUAGCUUGGGGGCAUUGCUGCCGUUCAAUUCUAGGGAUGAUGUCGACUUCUUCUCACACCUGGAAAUGCACUUGAGACAGGACCAUCCACCAUUGUGUGGAAGGGACCAUAUGGCAUACAGAUCUUCCUAUUUCCCUGUUAAGGAUGUGAUCGAUGGAGAUCUGUGUGAACAGUUCCCCACCUUGCCUAUCGAUGUACAGAAGAAAAUUGCUGAUGAGUUGGACAGAACUCCAGGGGAGAUACUGAAGAAACUCGAGGAAGUCCGAAACAAGAUCGUUUGAGGCAUGUUUGUGUUUUUGUACGAAUAUGUAUGAGUUAGUUAUCGUGGACAUGGAUGUGCUAUUCGAUGCAUUCUCGUUUCAUACCGAGUUGCUGCACCACAAUCGCAGUGCUUCGGAAUCACUUCCCAGAAUCGCUGGAGGGUCACGUAGUUGAGCUAAUGAGAACCCUAGUCUAGUACAAACUUGUAACACAGGAAUUGAAAGAAAGGAUUGGGAUCAAUGUCGCCCCCCGCCUUGGUUCAGAUGCCAUUAGUAGUGAUGUUGGAAUUGUCCAAAUUUUGCUUUCAUAUCCUUGUAAUCACAAAAUAUCAGGAUUUGUUGCUGAAUAGUCCCUUAGAUGAUGAUUCUGUCGUGAUUGCAGGAAACAAAACUCUGCCUGGUGGUCCAACUUCCUGGUCUUCUUUGGCUUUCAUUAUUUUCCCCAUGGAUGUUAAAUACUGGAUAAUCUCUCCAGCUGAUGAAGUGUUCUUUAUUCAUCACGCCAUCUUAAAUAGAGUUAUGACUUACGAGAAUGAAAACGCCUUUUCCAAAGCAAAGAUAAUUAUCUUUUUCCUUGCCGACGUAUAUCAAUAAUAAUAUAUAAUAGAAUUAACAUUUUAGCUUAUCGGCCCAAACUAACCAGACCGAGCCGAGCCAAAUAAUUUGGACUAAGAAUUGGGUAGGGGCCGCGCGAACGCAGGCCCCGCUGCCACAAAUUAUGACGUAGGCUCUCCCACUAUGGGGAGACCUUAGCCCAGCACCCCUCCAGAAGUGCAAUGGAGGUCACUGACCUAGACCACAAGCCUUACUGAUCGUCCGUAGAUCCCGUCCAGGUAAGUAUGUUGUGAAGAAGCACCCAACUCUUGUUUUAUAGUCCGCUAUCCCUUCUAAACUUCUUGUGCUCGGAAAUGUGGUAUUUUCACUUGCCACUUCCAAAACUUCUUCUAUCUUUACUACACCUCCCUCCCGCUGCCAACUAAUCUUUCCAUCUUCCCCAUCUCUCUGUACCUCUCUGCAGUCAUUCCUCACAUCACCAUUGACACCAUCUGAUGAAGAGCUUGGCUGAAUGUUCUUAAGGUUUUUACAAGGACCGGUAUGAGUUGUGAUGAUUAGGGUAAUGGCGAUUAGAAUGCUAAGAACGUGAUGAGGAGUUGGCCUGCUUGUAGAAAAAUCACAGAGUGCAUAUUUUUCGAUAGUCCUUGAUCCAUGGUGAGGAUUCCCAGCAAGAAAUGCAGCAAAUAAAGUGAGUGAUCUAGUGGGGGAGGAGAAUGAAGCCGUGUGGGAAUAGUUGCAUAUGCAAGUUUGUUAUUCUUUGCAUAGUCGUGUGUCCAUCAAUCGAUCUCAAAACUCAAAAGUUCAUUUAAGAACGAGGGGCUUGGAAGUGGGGUUUGCCUUAGCUUCAACAGAGUAGCAGAAGAGUUUCCAUUGUUGGGUUUCAUCAACAGUAACAUAACCUGAAUACUGCUGGGAACUAGAUGGAACUAUUUACUUAAAUCGACAAAACCCAACCAAGUGACUGUUCCUUGUUUACAAUGUGAGGAACAUGAUUUUAGUUGUCAUUGACUUAUGAUGUCUGCUUAAGUUAAAAGAGAAUCAUUGAAAUAAUUACACCUUGGAGAAUUCCCACUUUGCAACGGAUUGUGAAAGGCACUACAAUGUUCGAAGGCGUCCAGUUGAGAGAUCUCAAGUUGCCAAAGGUUUCCUAGCUACAAAAGUAGCAAACAAUGAGAGGGAUCUCCUUGGUGACGAGAAUGGGCAAUGUGAGAAACUCCUCUUAUAGUUGCAAAUGCAAGCUUAUUCCCACCAUAAAUCUGUGUCCAUCCAUCCACCAACCUGAAUCACAAAUCACAGCAACAGGAAAAGGAAGUUAAUAGUUAUGUAAUAGAUAAUGUGGAUUGGC